AUGCAUGCUGUGCUUACUAUCAGCGCCUCACACUUGAAUUACCUUCUGCCGCAGCAGGCCGAGAAUAAAAGAGCUAUGAAUAUCUAUCUCAGCCGCACUCUCCCUGGUUUUAGAAGUGGAGUUGGUACAAUUGCAUCGUUACAAGACACCGACGCAGUCAUUGCAUGCGGGUUCCUCUUGCUAUACUACGCAUGGGACGACUCAAACCAGAGCAUUGAUUCUGAUGGUUUGCUCUGGUUUGCCACCGGUUUGAGCGAGGUUAUUACAGCCGCAUACACAAUACAAUCCCAGGACGGUACAAAUAAUGGCAUCUUCCAUAAUUACGCCAUCCCCCAAUAUGCGCAGAUGCUAUUAGACAUCCGCACACGGACUGCAAGCGCUGCCAGCUAUCUUUCGUAUGACUUUGAUGGAAACUUUCUUGGUCGCCACAAAUUGUCAGAUCAGGUACAAGACAGUGUAUCCCAAGGAGGGGGUUGCCGAGAAAUUAGACUUGAGAACCGGCUUGGGCCGAUCUUUUAUACCGUCGAUUCAUUUACUCUUGGGCUAGAUUUGACCGGUUUCUUGCCCUCGUUCAUGGCAUACUCAUUGACCUGGCCAACAAAGGCUCCCAAAGAUUUCGUGAAUCAAAUAAACGCGGGAGAAUCCCAUGCCCUUCUCGUUCUGCUUAGUUUCUAUUCGAGUGUCUGGCUGACGUUAUCCAACGAAGUUUGGUGGGCCCAUCGUCGAUGCCGGAUGAUGUGCGAACUUAUCCUAUCUCAACUUACCUACCAGAAGGAAAGCUUUUGGAGCGAAAAUAUCACACGCAUUGCUGAGUACUUCAACUUCAAUCAGAAGACAAAUGGAACCUGGGAAGUUGGGUGCCCCUCGCCGACACGAAUAUGA
Talaromyces stipitatus ATCC 10500 is the source of this 882-nucleotide messenger RNA. RefSeq lists its product as uncharacterized. Bases 1 to 882 code for a protein of 293 amino acids. Gene Ontology annotation, biological process: regulation of transcription by RNA polymerase II. The transcript has 2 exons. Gene Ontology annotation, molecular function: DNA-binding transcription activator activity, RNA polymerase II-specific. The record is from RefSeq and is a predicted model, not a curated record. NCBI's taxonomy places the organism in Eukaryota, Fungi, Ascomycota, Eurotiomycetes, Eurotiales, Trichocomaceae.